Molecule: messenger RNA, 642 nt
Organism: Histoplasma mississippiense
Lineage: Eukaryota; Fungi; Ascomycota; Eurotiomycetes; Onygenales; Ajellomycetaceae
Exons: 2
Coding region: 1-642 (213 amino acids)
Biological process (GO): exon-exon junction complex disassembly
Cellular component (GO): exon-exon junction complex; cytoplasm
Molecular function (GO): RNA binding
Source: RefSeq, a predicted model, not a curated record
AUGCCCCCAAAAUCAGAAUCGGAACCCAUCUCCUCCUCAGGGAUAACAGUCAACGCUUUAACCGGUGAACGCCACAUUCCCGCCUCGACACGCGCUGACGGCUCCCAGCGCCGCGAAAUUAAAAUCCGGCCCGGCUACCAGCCACCGGAGGAUAUACAGGUGUACAAAAACCGUACAGCUGAAGCGUGGAAAAAUCGCGGCAAGGGCGGCAUUCCUGGUGUAGAAGGUCUAGGAGAGGAAUCUGCUCGUACUACGGCAGCUACAGCUGCAAGCAAUAAGAAUGCGAAGAAGCGGGAGGCGAAGCGGAGGGCGAAAGCUGCGGAGGAAGGGGGGGUCCCAGGGAAAGCAAAGGAGAAAGAGAACUGGAGGGAAAGUACGCAAGAAGAAAACCCUGGUGCUGAUGCAGAUGUCGUUCAUGAUGCGGAAGUCGAGAAAGAGAAGAAGCUGCGCAAUUUGCGCAAGAAGCUGAGGCAGGCAAGGGAGCUAAGGGAGAGGAAAGACAAUGGUGAAAAUCUGCUUCCAGAGCAGUUUGAGAAGGUUAUCAAGAUUCAGGAGUUAGUGAGACAGCUGGAUGCCUUGGGGUUUGAUUCAGAGGGCGAGAGGAAGAAGACGAGUGCGGAAUGUGCGGAUCAUAACCCCUGA